UCCGGCUGAGAGUCCUUCUAGCGGCGCCGGUGAGUCCGCGUGUGGAAGUCUGUGAGGCGCAGAGGUGGGGCAGGCCGUCUGACUAGCUAGGCGGCUGGGAGCGUUUUCGUGGCGGGGAACGGAGGUUGAAUUGCCCUGCCUGGGCUCAUAGGGAAGGAGGAUGUGAAGGAGCUUGUGAAGGCAGAGGAAGGUAACUUUCGUCUGGGGAGCCGCAGAGUAGGGAGGGAAGCUGCAGGCCGUCUCUCCCUAAGUAAAAGCGCGACUUUUAGAAAUGAUGGUUCAGGGUUCGAGUUUGUGACCCGCUUGAGAAAGUGACCAACCUCUGAGCCUGAAUCCCAUACCUGAAAAACAAGGACAGUAAUCACCCUUGCCAGUUUCACAUAGCUUGAUUAUUGAAUAAUAAAAUACAGUUUUGAAAAAAAUGGAUGAAGAACCUGAAAGAACUAAGCGAUGGGAAGGAGGCUAUGAAAGAACAUGGGAGAUUCUUAAAGAAGAUGAAUCUGGAUCACUUAAAGCUACAAUAGAAGACAUUCUAUUCAAGGCAAAGAGAAAAAGAGUAUUUGAGCACCAUGGACAAGUUCGACUUGGAAUGAUGCGCCACCUUUAUGUGGUAGUAGAUGGAUCAAGAACAAUGGAAGACCAAGAUUUAAAGCCUAAUAGACUGACGUGUACUUUAAAGUUGUUGGAAUACUUUGUAGAGGAAUAUUUUGAUCAAAAUCCUAUUAGUCAGAUUGGAAUAAUUGUAACUAAGAGUAAAAGAGCUGAAAAAUUGACUGAACUUUCAGGAAACCCAAGAAAACAUAUAACGUCUUUGAAGGAAGCUGUGGAUAUGACCUGCCAUGGAGAGCCAUCUCUUUAUAAUUCCCUAAGCAUGGCUAUGCAGACUCUAAAACACAUGCCUGGACAUACAAGUCGAGAAGUACUAAUCAUCUUUAGCAGCCUUACAACUUGCGAUCCAUCUAAUAUUUAUGAUCUAAUCAAGACCCUAAAGGCAGCUAAAAUUAGAGUAUCUGUUAUUGGAUUGUCUGCAGAAGUUCGCGUUUGCACUGUACUUGCUCGUGAAACUGGUGGCACGUACCAUGUUAUUUUAGAUGAAAGCCAUUACAAAGAGUUGCUCACACAUCAUCUUAGUCCUCCUCCUGCUAGCUCAAGUUCUGAAUGCUCACUUAUUCGUAUGGGAUUUCCUCAGCACACCAUUGCUUCUUUAUCUGACCAGGAUGCAAAACCCUCUUUCAGCAUGGCGCAUUUGGAUGGCAAUACUGAGCCAGGGCUUACAUUAGGAGGCUAUUUCUGCCCACAGUGUCGGGCAAAGUACUGUGAGCUACCUGUUGAAUGUAAAAUCUGUGGUCUUACUUUGGUGUCUGCUCCCCACUUGGCACGGUCUUACCAUCAUUUGUUUCCUUUGGAUGCUUUUCAAGAAAUUCCCCUAGAAGAAUAUAAUGGAGAAAGAUUUUGUUAUGGAUGUCAGGGGGAAUUGAAAGACCAACAUGUUUAUGUUUGUGCUGUGUGCCAAAAUGUUUUCUGUGUGGACUGUGAUGUUUUUGUUCAUGAUUCUCUACACUGUUGCCCUGGCUGUAUUCAUAAGAUUCCAGCUCCUUCAGGUGUUUGAUUCCAGCAUGUAGUAUACAUUGUAUGUGUUAAAAAGAAAUUUGCAACUGUGAAUAAAAGGACUUCUUUAGAAGAAGCUUCAUUUAAAACAUGAAAGGAUAAUCUGACUUAAGAAACUUUUUGCUAAGAAAAGGUAAUAUUUUAUUAAAUUUUAAAUUUGUGUUGUCACAGAAAUACCUGAAAUUCAGUAGUACUUCAUUCAAUUAAUUUUGUUUUCUAUUAUUUUGAGUUAUACUGUUUUCAAAGUCAUUAUGCAGUAUGUAUAAACUUAUAAGAAUUAAAUUGAUGUGAUAAUUUUAUGUUUUUAUAAUUAAAUAUAGAAUCUUUAUGAUUUAUGUUAAUUCAUUAAUUUAGUGUAAGAAGAAAGUUAAGUCUGAAUGUAAAUUCAGUGUAAGAUGAAAAUUUAUCAAUACUUAUGAAAUUAGGCUGGGCGCUGUGGCUCACACCUGUAAUCCCAACACUUUGGGAGGCUGAGGUGGGCAGAUCACUUGAGGUCAGGAGUUCGAGACCAGCCUGGCCAACAUGGUGAAACCCCGUCACUACUAAAAAUACAAAAAAUAAUUAGCCGGGCAUGGUGGUUCACGCCUGGAGUCCCAGCUACUUGGGAGGCUGAGGCAGGAGAAUCGCUUGAACCCAGGAGGCGGAGGUUGCAGUGAGCCGAGAUUGUGCCACUGCACUCCACCCUAGAGUAAGACUCCCUCUCAAAAAAAAAAAAAGUUAUGAAAUUAAUACAUAUGAAAUGAUGUACUGCUACAUCCACCAGAGAGGUCUUUUUAGGUUUAACCAAACAUCUGGAAUAUGUUUAUCAAGUUAGUACAUCUGAAAUUAUUUGUGGCUAUGACCAACAGAAGUCACUUUACAUUAAACAUUCAAACUCACAAGACUGCCAUGGCCAUACUUGGUACCCGCUUACUCAGAAGGAUAUUAAACAGAAACAACAGCCUGCCAGCACAGCAUCAAGCAGUCCUCAUUAGCAGUGGAAGUCCUUGUAGCAGUCCACUAGUACAAUUUGGGUGCAAGGAGAUAAGAUCCUCCACAGGCAUCAAGGAACCAAUAUCUCUUAACAAUUCCAUAAACACAGCUUCCAGGUAUCCACAAGGGAUGUGUCAAUUUCAAGAGUCACUACACUCAGGAAAGCCUAAAGCUUGAAGACUCCAUUUAUUUAUAGUGCAUCCCAAUCCAGAUACGUAACAAUUAACGAGUUAUUUUUACUAUAAGCAAAGUUGCCUAAAAUCAUAGUUGAUACUAACCAUGGUUAACAGAGCUCUAAAGUUUGACAGAAAGUGAGAUUCAAAUCCUUUCACUCUCAUAUGCUAAACCUUUUGCCUUACUCUGGGUCAUCAGAGAAAUUUAGGUGAGAAUGUAUGAUGAAGUCUGUGUUUUAGAUUCAAUGCAGAUAUAUCAUUGUGGGCAGAACUCUUUCUGGUUAUAUCCAGUUAAGAGUAAAUCAGGCUUUCAGCCGGGCGCGGUGGCUCACGCCUGUAAUCCUAGCACUUUGGGAGGCCGAGGCGGGCAGAUCACGAGGUCAGGAGAUCGAGACCAUCCUGGCUAACACGGUGAAACCCCGUCUCUACUAAACAUACAAAAAAUUAGCUGGGCCUGGUGGCGGGCGCCUGUAGUCCCAGCUAUUCGGAAGGCUGGGGCAGGAGAAUGGUGUGAACCCAGGAGGCGGAGCUUGCAGUGAACCGAGAUCGCUCCACUGCACUCCAGCCUGGGCGACAGAGCUAGACUCUGUCUCAAGAAAAAAAAAAAAAAAAAAAAAAAAAAGAGUAAAUCAGGCUUUCAUAGCAAAGGUAUGUCUAUUUUAUGUAUAUAAACUUCAGGUACUCUAACUUGAGUUUCACUAUGAAAUUUGUGAUUUUUUUUUUUUUUUUUUUGAGAUGGAGUCUUGCUCCAUCGCCCAGGCUGGAGUGCAGUGGCCUGCUGUUGGCUCACUGCAACCUCCGCCUCCCAGGCUCAAGCCAUUCUCCUGUCUCAGCCUCCUGAGUAGCUGGGACUACAGGCGCCUGCCACCACGCCUGGCUAAUUUUUGCAUUUUUGGUAGAGACGGGGUUUCACCUUGUUGAUCAGGCUGAUCUCCAACUCCUGACCUCAGGUCAUCCACCCACCUCCGCCACCGUGCCCGGCCGAAAUUUGUGAUUUUAUAACUAAGAAUUUUUAGUUAAGAACAUUAUCAGUAAAGACAACGUAAUCCCACCCUGGAGAGUUUAUUGGGAGCCCAGGAAUAUUCAUUUUUAAUACACACACACACACACACACACACACACACACACACACACACUGAUCAGAGUAACGGGAGUUUCUCUCAGGAGUCAUACUCCAUGAGCCUGGACCCAGUGGUUCUUUAUGUGGAAACAAAUUUCACCUAUAGGUAACCUGGUAACUGCUAUUUUCUUCUGUGUGCUCUGUCAACAAAGGUAUCAGUGGCUUGCAGGAGAUGCCUUUAAUACUCAGAGCAUUCUAUCUCCCCCUAUCUGGUUUAGAAGGAAGGCCUUCAUUAGUUACCUUUUGAGAAGUUACUAGAACUCUCUAUUAGAGACUUACCCUCCUGACCUGAUAAAAAGGGAUACCCAUGUCUCUAUUAACAGCUUUAUCUCUUUCUACAGUUUUGGGUAUUUGAUAAGGUUAAGGCAAAAUUUUAGUUAUGCUUAAGGAGGAGUUCUUUUUUCACAAUUACAGAGAAAAUUUUGGUUUGUUGAAGAUUGCAGAAACAGCAAUGGUAAUGUAAGACAGUUUUGGCCUUUAAUUUUUUUCUUGAAACUCUACAGUAUACUACAAUAGUGAAGGAAACUAUUAUCAUGAGAGAUCCUUCUGAAUAGGAUGUCUUUCUGAGUUCCACUAUUCAGUUACAAAACUCCUUAAUGCUUAAAAUUCAUUAUGAAAAUUAGAUUUAUUUUAAAUACUUUCAAGUGUAUACAUUUUUAUUUCAUAAUUUUUAUUGUCUUUUAACUAAAGCAUUUAGUUCAUUUAUAUUUACUGUGUACCUUUUAUAUUUAAUAAAUAUAUUUACUUAUUAAAAGAUUA
Messenger RNA from Homo sapiens (human), 4632 nucleotides. It is a transcript of the gene GTF2H2C, whose product is annotated as GTF2H2 family member C. Gene Ontology annotation, cellular component: nucleus; transcription factor TFIIH core complex. The transcript is spliced from 16 exons. Gene Ontology annotation, molecular function: zinc ion binding. The coding region runs from base 422 to 1609 and encodes 395 amino acids. Gene Ontology annotation, biological process: DNA-templated transcription; DNA repair; nucleotide-excision repair. NCBI's taxonomy places the organism in Eukaryota, Metazoa, Chordata, Mammalia, Primates, Hominidae. The record is from RefSeq and is a predicted model, not a curated record.